CAUGUGGAUUCAACAGCUCUCGGGACUCAGUUCCAUGUCCAUCCGCUGGCCGGGCUGCGCCCUCGGAAGCCACGCUUGGAUACUGAUAGCCAUGUUUCAGCUCGCCCUGGACCUGCCAUCCUGUGAGUCCCUGGGGCCCGGCCCUGAGCUCCGCCUCCUGCCGCGGCCCAGCCGGCCACCCCGCUUGUGGAGUCUGAAAAGUGGACAGCCGGCGCGGGUCCCCACCCCGGUGUGGAGCCCCCGGCCGCCCCGCGCCGAGCGCAGCCAUGGACAGAUGCCAGCCCCCCGGGCCCGGCGGGCACACAGACCCCGGGACCAGGUGGUCGCCCUGGUCCCCAAAGGGGGGCUCAGCAAGCCCCCAGCUGCUGCCAAAUCCAGCCCGGCCCUGGGCUCCUCGUCCUCCUCGACCUCCGCACCCGGCGCCGGGGCCCCCACGGACCCGCAGGCCCUCCUGAGGAGGAGCCGGAGGCACGUGCAGGGGGCUGCCUUCAACUUUGACCUCCAGGGCGGCAGGUCCACCACCGAGACCGAGUUCAUCGCCUGGGGGCCCACGGGGGAGGAGGGAGCCCCCGAGUCCAACACGUUUCCAGGCGUGUUCGGCCCCACCACGGUCUCCAUCUUCCAAACGCGCAAGUCCACGGUGGCCACCACCACCGCCGCCACCACGGCCACCUCCCUGACGUUGCAGACUAAGGGGGGCACCGAGCCCCUGGGCCCCGGGAGCAGGUUCCCGUUUGGGGUCAGCACAACGGAGCCUUCCAUCAGCCCCAGCAAAGACAGUGGCGUCAAGCCCCCGCGGAUUCUGGGGGAGACCUCAGGUCUGGCCGUCCAUCAGAUCAUCACCAUCACUGUCUCCCUCAUCAUGGUCAUCGCUGCUCUGAUCACAACCCUUGUCUUAAAAAACUGUUGCGCCCAAAGCGGGAACACGCGCCGGAACAGCCACCAGCGGAAGAUCAACCAGCAGGAGGAGAGCUGCCAGAACCUGACGGACUUCACCCCCGCCCGCGUGCCCAGCAGCCUGGACAUAUUCACGGCCUACAACGAGACCCUGCAGUGCUCCCACGAGUGCGUCCGGGCGUCCGUGCCCGUGUACGCCGACGAGACGCUGCACCCCGCUGGGGAGUACAAGUCCACGUUUAACGGGAACCGACCCUCGUCUUCAGAUCGGCAUCUUAUUCCUGUGGCCUUCGUGUCUGAGAAAUGGUUUGAGAUCUCCUGCUGACUGGCCGAAGUGUUUUUUACGUCCCGGGGCUGGGCGGACGCCGCGUGUCUACUCUAUGGAUUCUCUUGGUGACCCUGUACAAACAUUAAAUUAAAAACACACACACACAAAACCUAAAACUGAACUUGGAGGGGCGGCCCCACACCUGCCGCUGCGGCUCGGUGGGGACCCCAAGAGCAGGACGCUAUAGGCCAAAUAUAUUUUUAUAAAAAUGCUGACGCCUAUGGGGACCUGCCUUCUCCCCGGGUUUCUCUGGAGAGCAGAAGAGGAGGCCGGAGGAAGGAGCCGGAGCCGCGGCCGGAGGCGG
Molecule: messenger RNA, 1529 nt
Organism: Talpa occidentalis (Iberian mole)
Lineage: Eukaryota; Metazoa; Chordata; Mammalia; Eulipotyphla; Talpidae
Gene: AJAP1
Product: adherens junctions associated protein 1
Exons: 6
Coding region: 2-1222 (406 amino acids)
Cellular component (GO): adherens junction; cytoplasmic side of plasma membrane; plasma membrane
Molecular function (GO): beta-catenin binding
Source: RefSeq, a predicted model, not a curated record